AUGGGACAAGAGGAGAGCCACAAUGAGGAGAUGGAGCUGGCUCAGAUUCAGGAGCUGUGCCUCGCCUUCAUGAAGGAGUGUCCGAGCGGCGCCCUGUACCUGCACGAGUUCAAGAGGAUCUUCGGGGUGGCGAGCAGCUCUGCAGAGGAGUCCGUCUACAUCGAGACGGUAUUCCACUCCUUUGACACGAAUAAGGACAACACACUGGAUUUCCUCGAGUACGUAACGGCACUUCACCUGAUCUUGAGGGGGAAUCUGGAGGAUCGGCUCAAGUGGUCCUUUAAGAUGUACGACAAGGAUGGGAACGGCAAGUUGGACAGGCAGGAGGUGAAGCGGAUCAUACGG
Molecule: messenger RNA, 345 nt
Organism: Anarrhichthys ocellatus (wolf-eel)
Lineage: Eukaryota; Metazoa; Chordata; Actinopteri; Perciformes; Anarhichadidae
Product: guanylyl cyclase-activating protein 2-like
Exons: 2
Biological process (GO): visual perception
Cellular component (GO): cone photoreceptor outer segment; photoreceptor inner segment
Molecular function (GO): calcium ion binding; calcium sensitive guanylate cyclase activator activity
Source: RefSeq, a predicted model, not a curated record